AUGAAGAGGCUUCACAUCGAUAUAUUAGGUGUUUGUGAAACAUGGUGGCCUGAUUCUGGCAAAUGUAAAACAAACGGUGCAACAAUGUAUUAUUCCGGGAACCAAAGUAGAAACCAUAGAAAUGGGGUUGGAAUAAUUGUCUCCGAGGCCGUCGAAAAAUGCGUAAAAAAUUUUUUGCCAUACUCAGAUAGAACUUUAUUGCUUCAAAUACACGCAAAGCCUUUGAAUAUAAACAUCAUUCAAACAUAUGCACCAACUGCUGAUAAAACUGACGAAGCCGUUGAAUCAUUCUACAAUGAAGUCGAGGAGCUCAUGAAAAUGACCAAAAAACACGAGAUUAACAUCAUUAUGGGGGAUUUCAAUGCCAAAAUAGGAAAGUCGCAAGUAGAAAAAAUUGUUGGACCAUUUGGUUUAGGUACCAGAAACCCAAGAGGUGAUAGACUAAUUCAGUUCUGUACGGAACAGGAGCUCAAAAUAAUGAACACUUGGUUUUGUUUACCACCUCGUCGACUUUACACAUGGAAAUCACCUGAAGAUAACGAUCGAAAUAUAAUCCGGAACCAUAUCGACUUUAUAUUAAUCAACCAGCGAUACAGUACAUCCGUAUCAAAAGUUUCAAUGUAUCCAGGUGCCGAUGUCCCUUCAGACCAUAAUUUACUUAUAUCGCAAAUCAACAUAAAAUUGGCAGUAAUGACAAAAUCAACAUGCAAAAAACAUUUAGACCUACAGAAACUUAAGGAAGAUGAAUGUAAAACCGAAGUUACUCAGGAGCUUAAUAAUCAAAUUAAAUUAAAUUUCGAAAGUACCAGCUUUAAUAAUGUGGAAAUUGAUGAAGUAUGGGAUCGAUUGAAAAGUACAAUGAAAAAUGUAGCUUCAACCAAACUAGGCCCCACGAACAGCAGAGCAAAACAGAAAUGGAUGACAAGCGAGAUCUUAAACUUAAUGGACCAGAGACGAAUGCACAAAAAUAGGGACUAUAGUCAAUAUAAGCGCCUGCAAACAGUAAUUCGCUCAAAAAUUAGAUCUGCAAAGUCACAAUGGUUGAACUCUCAAUGUCAAGACAUUGAAACUUUUCAAAAUCGUCACGAUAUGUUUAAUCGUCACAAGAAAAUUAAAGAAACCGCUGGAGAAUACAUAGAAAAAGUAUUCAAUUAUAUUAGUAGAACCGAUGCUCUAAGAACUUCGGAAACUGAACCCACAGGUCCUUCAAUAACAACAGAGGAAAUAAAAAGAGCAAUUAAGUUGUCAAAAAAUAAUAAAGCUCCUGGACCCGAUGAGCUACCCGCAGAAAUUUUUAAGCUAAUAGAUGACGAAAACUUAGAAAUUUUGAAAAACAUUUUUAACAAAAUUUAUGAUGGCUAA
Condylostylus longicornis is the source of this 1362-nucleotide messenger RNA. Its product is annotated as craniofacial development protein 2-like. Gene Ontology annotation, cellular component: nucleus. NCBI's taxonomy places the organism in Eukaryota, Metazoa, Arthropoda, Insecta, Diptera, Dolichopodidae. The coding region runs from base 1 to 1362 and encodes 453 amino acids. The transcript is spliced from 2 exons. Gene Ontology annotation, molecular function: catalytic activity. The record is from RefSeq and is a predicted model, not a curated record. Gene Ontology annotation, biological process: chromatin remodeling.